UCGGCCUAAAAGUAUCAUUCUAUCCUUGUUGCUCAAUGAAUGUCAAAGAAAGAUGGAGCACGUUCACAGCAUCAAAAGCGUGGUCUCCGAACCCAACCCAUGUAUAGAAGUAUUUAUGGUUAUCUCAAAGAGUGUUGUCAAACAUCAGGUUAUGUCGCUCAAUGUCGCUCACGUCGUGCCGUAUACAUAUACUUUGAUGCGUACAUCAAUGUAAAUUAGUAAAUUAGGAAAUCAUUCCAUCGCUCCCUCUAAUGUAGAGUGAAACUUCAACGAGAUCUCAUCGCUCGACGUGUCGACUGACUGGGAACUUAUUUGUAACGAAAGAUACGAGAUAACAUAUAUAAAAAGAAAAAGAGGAGUAAUUGAGUUCUAAUGUCAGUCAUUGGAAACGCAGAAUGGACCAGCCAGAAGUAACAGGGAUUAUACUAAGAUUGUGCCUGCUGAACAUUCUAACGAUAAAUUGGAGCAGCGCAGCUGUAAUAAAUCCUAAGGAUCAGUAUCAAAGUUUGAUUAGUCUUGGUGGUCCUGGCUUAUAUAAUGCUAGCGACGACGUAGUAAUACUCAAUGCCACAAAUUUCAAGGCAAACGUUUACGAGAGCAGUAGGAGCUGGUUAGUCGAGUUUUAUAACAGCUGGUGUGGCUUUUGUUAUAGAUUCGCACCGACGUGGAAAGCUCUGGCGAGUGACAUUUUAUCUUGGAAUGACAUCGUCGUCGUUGCGGCUAUAGAUUGUGCCGACGACGACAACAAUCCAAUUUGUCGCGAGUACGAGAUCAUGCACUAUCCAAUGUUGAAAUAUUUCUCUAUAAAUGCACAUCCACCGUCAUUAGGUAUAGUGAUAGAAAAGGGGGAUAGCGUUGAUUCAGUAAGGCACAAUUUAAUUAACAGGCUCGAAACGGAACAACAAGAAGGACGGGGAUUUACAUGGCCUAAUAUUGCACCGUACAGAAACGUCGAAAUAACGGACAUAUGGAAAACGGCAUCUAAUAAUGUAAAGCAUUUCUUCCUGAUCUUCGAGAGCACGAAUUCACAUUUGGGCGCAGAAGUCAUUCUCGAUCUCCAUAAGAUCAGCAGCUUACAGAUACGGAGGGUGACCUCUGAUAAUGAACUAUUGUGCGUGAUGAACAAGGUUACUAAAUUUCCAACUUUAAUAGUCUUCGGCCGCAACGAGUCGCAGAGAGUCGUCAGCAUAAGAAUCCCGACAAGGCAGGGAGUUCGACGAGUCAUCAAGGAUUACGUAAUUGCAAGAGGAGUUAAUAUUGACGAGGUGAGCACGACACUGUCCCGCGGCAUUGUACAGAAUGUAGGAAACGUACAUCAAACAACGAUCGCAACGGUUGUGAAGGAACGUCACGAAGCGAUAGAGGAACAACUACAAUCGUCAUCAAAGAAGACUGACGAUGAUUAUUUGUAUCAGCUCGAUCUCGAGAGCGCAUUGCGUUAUUCGAUCAAUCACGAGAUACCUUUAAUGAAAUUAAUGGACGGUGAGAAAAUGCAGGCGUUACAAAAAUACCUCGCGGUAUUGGCGGCAUAUUUUCCUCUGCAACGUAACAACGUAUUGGAAGUGAUACGAAAUGUCAUCGAGAAGAAGAAUACUAUAACCGGUGAGGAAUUCAGCCAACUGACGAGGACAACGGAGGAGGAGAUGUCACCGGUGUAUUCGGGAACACCUCGUCACUGGAUAGGCUGCAGGGGCAGCAAGGACUUGUAUCGCGGAUAUCCUUGCGGACUGUGGACCAUGUUUCACAUGCUGACAGUAAAUUUCGCAGUGGAACGCGACAAAGAUGUUACCCGAGUUCUCUCGCAAGAUCCCACGGCGGUACUGCGGGCGAUGCACGGCUACAUUAAGAAUUUCUUCGGCUGCGCCGACUGCGCCGCGCAUUUCGUAGAAAUGGCCAAUAGGAAUAGGAUAUUUGAUGUGCGCAACAAGGACGAAGCCGUGCUCUGGUUAUGGCGGGCGCACAAUCAGGUGAACGCUCGGCUAUCGGGUGACAACACGGAGGAUCCCGAACACAAAAAGAUACAAUAUCCCGCGGCCAAGCACUGCCCAGCGUGUAGAUACGUUAACAAUAGCUGGAACGAGGACGAAGUUUUACGAUAUCUAAAAACGAAAUAUAGUUACAGUAACAUUAAGUUCGACGGGAUCAGCACUUCUGACGAUAUAGGUGUGAGCAAUAGCAACCAUUCGAGAGUGAGGCCAGAGAGACUCGCCAAAGAGACGAAGCGCUCUACAGCUUUCGGUUGGGACUUGAACAUAUUUGACAUUAGUAUCUGUGUAGUGCUAUACGUUACCUCAGCUGCAAUACUCGUACUAGUAUGCAUCAAGUUUGCCGUUAAAAGGACAUAUAAGAAAAAGGGUCACAUUAAUCUACUGCCCAAAGUAUAAUCUUCCUUUCAUAUACGGGUUAAUCGUACGUAACAUUCCUGGACCAGCAAAUAUAACUCAAGCAUUUGAAUUCUAAUCGAGAGAACAGUAAGUCUCAAUUUUUUAUGUCGUGAUAGCUUCCAAUUGUAAUGAUUAUUCCAACGAAAAUGAAAGUUGAACUUGCAUCUGAGCGAAUGCAAUUUAAGAAUGUUUCUGCAUAAAACCAGUGGCGUCAGUAAUGAUAGAAAUAGUAUCAAUAGUAUCCAUCAAAUCAAAAUGAAUUUUUUAGAUAGAUAAAGCUUUUAGAUAAA
Messenger RNA from Monomorium pharaonis (pharaoh ant), 2674 nucleotides. RefSeq names its product sulfhydryl oxidase 1. Gene Ontology annotation, molecular function: flavin-dependent sulfhydryl oxidase activity; protein disulfide isomerase activity. Lineage: Eukaryota; Metazoa; Arthropoda; Insecta; Hymenoptera; Formicidae. Gene Ontology annotation, cellular component: Golgi membrane. The transcript has 4 exons. Gene Ontology annotation, biological process: protein folding. The coding region runs from base 396 to 2384 and encodes 662 amino acids. The record is from RefSeq and is a predicted model, not a curated record.